GAUACAACGAACGGUAACUCCGUUUGUUUACCUCACAGUCUGGCCGCUUGGCUUUGUUAAAAGUUAAGGUUCAUUACUUAUGUAUCUGUGAAGGAACCAUGAAUAACGACGCUGUCGUGAUGUGGCUCCUACCUGUGUCUCUUUUUCUCCUUAGAUGUGCACCAUCUUCUGCUCGUACACUGACGUUUAAAGAUGAUCGUUGCGGUGGAGCAUACAAUCCGUCACCAAAAGAGAGCUUGAUGGUAACUCACACUGGGGCCCCAUUGUCCAGCAUAUGUCGGGAUAUGACAUUCAGUGGCUGGGACUAUGAUGAUCGUGUCGGACGGGAAGUGUGUGUAAGAGUAACGGACUAUAAAAUGGACUGCUCCCAGAAGUUGGAAUACAGAGAGGGCACCAACAGAGGCAAGCCAUCUAAAAGUUAUGACUGCAAUGAUGAGGCAUAUACUAUUCCAAUACUCUGCACGUUUGAGCUUUUAUAUAUUCGGAUAGAGGGUGACGAACCGAAGGACAACACACGAGUACUUUACACGGUGUACAGCGGACAAGAAAAGCCCAGUGAAGAAGAAUCAUUCUCAAUUUUUGCCAUUCUUGGUCCCCUGAUACUUUUGGCAGUGUUUGUUUGUAUGUGUAUAUUCGCUUAUUAUAUACGCCGGAAGAGAGCCCUUCAACUUCCGAACCGGGGAGGGGCGGCUUUAUAUAACCCCGGCCAACAACCACAAGUCAACGUACAUCACUACUAUCACACAGUUCAAAAUCAGGACGUCCCCUCAAGUCAGAACCCGGGCCAAGGCCAGCCUUACCCCCCGCAAGGGUACAGCAUGCCAUCCCAAAUAUCCACACAGUUCCCAAAUUACGCCACCCCUAACGCACCUGUUGCGUACCCGUUAGCUCCCGGACAACAAAUAAUCCCCCCGCAGUCGGCCACAAGCGCCCAGUCAUCAUCCGGUGGUCCGCCAUCGUACGAGGAGGUCACGAAGCAAAAGCUGUGAUGUAGCACAGAGACAUACAAAAGCUGUGAUGUAGCACAGAGACAUAUACUAUUUACCAUCUAGAAGAAGAGCAUAAAGCAGAGUAUGCAACAAAUGUAAACGAAACUGCGACUGGAUGCUUUCUCUCAGUGACCUUGAAGUUGCCUUUUCGAACUCUAAUUUUUAAUAGCAUUUCUAAAGACAUUUGUUUCAUACAAAUUAUUACAUGUUAUGUGUAAAGUUUUAUUUGCUGUAGCUCGCUCUUCAUCUAUUAUAAGCUGUUGUUGUGUUGUUAACAUUUUGUAUAAUUGUACAAUUUGUAUAUUUCUACCUUAGUUGUUCUUGUCACUUUUAUUUUUAUACACGUAUACUUAAUGUUGAUCCUGUUACGAUAUUACUAUAUUUACAGUGUAACUAUUACCAGUAUUUUAUCAUUAAACAGAAUAUUUUACCCUAAUCUGUCAGUCUGAUCCUGUACAGAUAUAGGAUUAUCAAUAGU
Magallana angulata is the source of this 1467-nucleotide messenger RNA. RefSeq lists its product as uncharacterized. NCBI's taxonomy places the organism in Eukaryota, Metazoa, Mollusca, Bivalvia, Ostreida, Ostreidae. The coding region runs from base 99 to 989 and encodes 296 amino acids. The transcript has 5 exons. The record is from RefSeq and is a predicted model, not a curated record.